Molecule: messenger RNA, 666 nt
Organism: Zymoseptoria tritici IPO323
Lineage: Eukaryota; Fungi; Ascomycota; Dothideomycetes; Mycosphaerellales; Mycosphaerellaceae
Exons: 1
Coding region: 138-497 (119 amino acids)
Source: RefSeq, a predicted model, not a curated record
UCUAUCGGCCUGUACCCUCCACUCGUACUGAAAAGGUUCCAGGCAGACCAGCGCCCACUUCUGGAAGAACCUUUCUGGACCACUGAGGAUGAACGGUUCUGGCACCUGUCCAGUGAUUUCGGCCGUCCGGAUUUUGCAUGCAGCAUCUGACAGACCAGCCAGGUCACACGCCGGCCCCUCUACCGCUUGCGCGAGCCCAGCUGCACCCUCCCAUCCCUCUCAAGUUCCCGCCCCUCCUCCUCCUUGAACCUCUCAACCGCCUCUCUCGCAACCUGCCUCCACGCUCUCCUCUUACCCUCCUCCGGAUCCGGUCUCCUCGGACAACUCACCGAAUAACACUUGCCUCCCUUCCUACACGUCGACGAAUAGCACUUCGUCAGCAUCUCACAAACACCAUGAACCUCCACCGGCCCCUGAACAAACUGAUACAACUCAAACCGAUUGUCUAUCAGCUUACAUCUACCUUCAACCUGGCGGAACAUCCCCUCGACCUCUAGCGCUCGACCGACGAAGCAUGCGAGAUUUCGAUCCGACGUUCGGAGGAUGGAGGAGAGAAUGCCGACAGCUUGGAGGCCGGUGAAAGUGUUUUUGUAGACUUUUCAUCGCGGACGCGGGUCUGCAAGGUGAGACGAUGGAACAGAGCUGCUGCGACUUCGGAUAGGAGUG